This is a messenger RNA of Mugil cephalus (flathead mullet), 8820 nucleotides long. Its product is annotated as plexin-B2-like. The record is from RefSeq and is a predicted model, not a curated record. Gene Ontology annotation, biological process: regulation of cell migration; regulation of cell shape; positive regulation of axonogenesis. Gene Ontology annotation, cellular component: semaphorin receptor complex. The transcript is spliced from 42 exons. NCBI's taxonomy places the organism in Eukaryota, Metazoa, Chordata, Actinopteri, Mugiliformes, Mugilidae. Gene Ontology annotation, molecular function: semaphorin receptor activity; protein binding.
UGAUACUCGCCCAGUUUGGCUGCGUUGUGCGCCUCCACAGCCGAGCUCCGGGCGGACGAUCCAAUCUGGAUGAGAGCGCUUCGUGUCCGGCUUUUAGAUUAAAAAAAAACAAAAAACAAAACUACAUGUGUGUUUGUCACGAAUUAGAAACACCUGUGCCGGGCGUGUAGAAGACACCAGGGCGUGGGGAGGACGACAAAAAAAAGCAGCUUGUCCACUUUUUCUUUUCUAAUUCUUUCAAUUUGUCGUGGGAAUAUUUUCGAGAACAGGACGCGUGUCUCCGGUUUCACCACUUUUCCUUCUCCACACCACAGGAUGUAAAUUUGGGAACUUUUUAUUUUUUAUUUUUAUUUUUUUGUUUUGGUUUUGGAGGACACGCAAGGCGAGUUUUAUAUCACAACUUUUGUUUUCUUUGGGGAAUAUAAAAAGAAGACGGCGGCUGUGCAGAGAAGGAGGGAAGGAGAGCGAGGCGCUCCAUGUCAUCAGAGUCCAACAGACCUCAACACUGAACAGGAGAGCAAGGUGAUUGAUGUCAUCGGGAAUCAACACGACUAAACACUGAGAAGACAUGAUGGAGCGGUGGUGGGCGUGGCAGUUCGCCUUGGUCACCAUGGCGACCGUCUCCCUCGGCGACACCUCCGAGUUCUCCUCCGACUCCCUCAUCAACAACGUGGUGGCCGACCCCGACUCGGGCCGGCUCUACGUCGGCGCCGUCAACGCCCUCUACCAGCUGAACCCGGACCUGCAGCUGGAGUCCAGCAUCGCGACGGGCCCCAAGCGCGACCACCGGCUGUGCACGCCGCCCGUCACGGCACAGUGCGAGGAGGCCGUGAUGACCGACAACCACAACAAGCUGCUGCUGGUGCACAGAGCCAACAACACGCUGGUGGUGUGCGGCAGCAUCUUCAGGGGGAUCUGCUCGCUGAGGAACCUGAGCCUCGUGGAACAGCUGUUCUCCUUCAGCGACUCUAACGGGGAGAAGUCGUACGUGGCGAGCGCCGAGGAGGGCGUCUCCGUGGUCGGGGUGAUGUCCUACUUCUCCAAGGACAACAGGGAAUUCCCCGUGUUCCUGGUGGGUAAAGGAUAUGGCAGCCAUGACAGCACCAAGCUGAUCUCCACCCGCAUCCUGGACAACUACAAUGACUGGGUGGUCUUCGACAGCAUCAUCGAGGCCUCGGCGGUCCAGGCCAACCCCUUUGUCCUGCGGUACCUCCACAACUUCCGCUUCUCCUUCAAGGACGACGGCUUCGUGUACUUCCUGUUCUCCAGGACGCUCGGCGUCCAGGACAACAAGAACUUCACCUUCAUCUCCAGGAUGUGCGAGAACGACCACGGCUACUUCUCCUACACGGAGCUGCAGCUCAACUGCAGCGCUAACAACAAGUACAAUAAGGCUCAGGCGGCCUUCGUAGCGCCAGCGGGGGAAGUGUUGGCUCAGAAUUUGGCCGCAUCAGGUCAGCAUGGAAGCAUCUCGGCCUCCGACAAGGUGCUGUUCGUCACCUUCACUUCUGAUGAGGACCCCUCAACUUCAGCCUUGUGUAUGUAUCCUCUGACGUCUGUUAACAAACGGCUGGUGGAGAUAAUAGAAGCCUGUUACAGCAAGGGCGGCAUGAUUAGCAACUUGGUGGCCGUCUACUCGCCUUACUCCUCCAAGUCUGAAGAGCUGUGCAGCAAUCCGAACACAAUGGGUGAGAGGUACAAGUGUGGAGCCGAGUUCCUGCCCUCCCCACUGGCCAGCAAGGCCGAGUUCGCCCUGACCACCGACCCCCUGUUGGUUCGCAAGUUUCACAUGACGGCCGUGGCUGUGGCGGUGGAUAUGGAGAUGAGGCACGCCGUGGCAUUCGUGGGCACCACCAGCGGAGAGGUGCUGAAGGUUCACCUGUCGUCUCAUCCUGAGGUUUACGGUCGAGUCGAAGUCACGGGAAACAAGGUCAACAAGAACCUGCUGUUUGACUCCAGCAAGCAGCACGUUUACAUCACCACCGAGAAAAAGAUCACAAAGGUCCCGGUCCAAACCUGCCACCUGAAGACAGACUGUCAGUCCUGUGUCUCCAUGAAGGAUCCUUACUGUGGCUGGUGUGUCCUGGAGGGAAGCUGCACCACGAAGCAGAACUGCAGCAGGUCCUCGGAGCAGAACACCUGGCUGUGGUCCCCCGACCUUCAGUGCAUUCAGAUCCAGGCCUUCGACCCCCCCAACGUCAGCAGCAAGAAGACAGUGGAGGUGGCUAUCAGCAUCCCCACCCUCCCAGAGCUGAGGGAGUCCGAUAAGUUGCAGUGCGUCUUCGGUGAGUCCGUCACCAACGAAGCGACAGCCAUCAGCGGUCAGGGGAAGGUCACAUGUCAGCUGCCCAAGCCCGCGGAGAUCCCGCCCACUCCUGACGACCAAGAUUUCGUGUCUGUUCCGGUCACGGUUCUGGUGAACAAUACGAUCCAGGUGACGUCUGGAAAGUAUCACUUCUAUAACUGCGCCGCCACCGUCAGGAACAACCAGAACACGCCGUGUAUAGCGUGUGUGACCAGUCAGUGGGGAUGUCAGUGGAACGCUCAGGAUUUCAGCUGCAGCGACAGCGACAACAACAUCAACGCAAAUCACAUCAUUAAAUCUAAAGAGCCGGACCUUUGUCCUCAGUUCGAGUCUCCGGAGCCGGACCUGAUCCCGGUCGGUUUCCGGAUCCCCAUCACCUUCAAAGGGAGGAACCUGGAGAUCUACUCGGGUCGCAAGUUUUCUAUCGGGACCGAGCUGAUGAAGAACGAGGAGCCGGUGAAUGAGGGGCAGGAUUCAGGGUUCAAGUUCGAUGGUUUUGAGUUUGCCUACGACAAACAGCAGGAGGUGAACGUUUCCUUCCACAUCAAAAACAAAGACUCCAAGAAGAUUGACAGCACGUUGACAGUGGUGCUGUAUAACUGCUCCGUGGGCAGAGAGGACUGUAGUUUGUGUAAAAACGCUGACGCGAAGUACAAAUGUGUGGUUGUGUGUGUUUGUGUUUCCACGACUCUGCCGGUUGAAGACUCUUGCCCCGAGACAUCUUGACGAAUCAUCCCUCGCUUCGGGCCCCUGGGCGGUAACAUCCCGGUGACGAUCAGAGGCUCCAACAUGGGCAUAAAGAAGGAGGACAUCAAGAAGAUCACGGUGGCCGGCGUCAACUGUGUCCACCAGGAGGACAGAUACUCCGUCUCCACCAGCGUGGUGUGUGUGAUCGGACCGGCGAAGCAAAUCCCACCACACGACGUCCCGUUCGAAACAGAAAACAGCGGAGCCGUGGAGAUCGAAGUGGAAGGAGACCGGAGAGGGACGUCUCAGGUCAUAUUCAAGUAUCGGGACCCAAAACCAAACUCAGUUCAACCACAGAAAGGUCCAGCUGCUGGGGGAACCGUGAUCACCAUCCAAGGAGAACACCUGGACACGGCGACUAAAGACGACGUCUCCGUUACUGUAGGAGGAGUUACCUGUGAAGUCAUGUUGUUUGGCACAGAGAUCACCUGUAAAAUCGGCAAGUAUCGCGGGUCAAAGUUGCCGUCAGACAAGCUACCGGUGACCGUGAAUUACGGGAAUAACACCACCAAAGAAGUCCCAGAAGCGUACCAGUACUGUGAAAACCCCAAGAUUACAGCGUUUCUCCCCAAGGCAAGCUUCGUUUGUGGCGGUCGAAAGAUUAUGGUGAUGGGAAGCGGCUUUGAUCUGAUCCAACACGCCUCCAUGAAGGUCCUGCCCAGCGCCGAGGAGUUUCCAGAGAACACAGCUCCUGUAGAGUUUGUCGGGGAGUUUCUGAGUAAGAGCGAUGACGUCCUCGAGUUUUUAUCUCCGUCGGUGAACAGCUCCUUCGAUGUCGAGGCUCUGAAGACCAUCAUCGAGCUGGACAACAUGAAGGAGGACCUCAAGGGCUUUGACUAUCACCCCAACCCCAGCUUCACCAACGUCACCACGAAAGUCAUCAUCGAGAGGGGCCUCAUUGUCGUGAAUGGUCGAGGUUUCUCCAAGGCGAUGACAGCCAAAGAAGCCGAGGCGUUUGUUGGAGAUUCCCCCUGCCAAGUUAACAUCCUGCAGGAUGAUAAGUUGAUCUUGGAGGCUCCUUCGUCGAAGCCCAAAGCCAAGUCCAGAAAACGACAGCGCAGAGAAGCGACCAACGACCUGCUAGAGCUAAUGGUGAAGUUCGGCUCUGGUGAGUGGGUGGUGGGUUCGGUGUACUACGCCGGCAAAGACGACCUCCCUCUGGCUAUAAUCAUCCCCGCGGUGAUUGUACCGAUGCUGCUCUUCAUCGCUGUGUCCGUCUACUGCUACAGGAGGAAGAGCCAGCAGGCGGAACGGGAGUACGAGAAGGUGAAACACCAGCUGGAGAAUCUGGAGGAGAGCGUCCGAGAUCGCUGCAAGAAGGAGUUUACAGAUCUCAUGAUUGAAAUGGAGGAUCACACCAGCGAGCUGAGUGAAGGUCGGAUCCCCUUCCUCGACUACAAAACCUACACAGACCGAACCUUCUUCCUGCCGUCCAAGGAAGGCGCCAACGACCCCAUGAUCACAGGACAAAUACAAAUCCCAGAAGCCCGCAGGGCCACCGUGUCUCAGGCUCUGAAUCAGUUCUCCAACCUCCUGAACAGUAAAACCUUUCUCAUCAAUGUGAGUUUAGCUUUCAGUAAACUUUUGGGGCUCUUUUUCUUUUUCUCAUUAUUUAUGGAUCUGUCUCUCAGACACAGAGAACAUGACAUAUAUUACCGACUAACGUCUUCGCUCUUACUUGCUCCUCGACGUCGCGUUCCCUCUAAUACCGUUCAUGGGACGCUCUGCUGGAGUGAUGGAACAAGCGGUGUGGAGAGGAUGCUCUGCAACUGGAUGUCCAUCUGUCUCUAUCAGUUCCUCAGGGACACGGCUGGAGAACCUUUAUACAAACUGUUCAAGGCCCUGAAGCACCAGGUGGAGAAGGGUCCGGUGGACGCCAAGAUGAAGAAGGCCAAGUACACCCUGAACGACACGGGGCUGCUGGGGGAUGACGUGGAGUACUCCGUCCUGACUCUGCAGGUGUUGGUUCACGGCGAAGGACCAGAUGUGACUCCGGUGAAGGUGUUGAACUGUGACACCAUCUCCCAGGUGAAGGAGAAGAUCAUCGACCAGGUCUACAGGAACCUACCGUACUCUCACAGACCCAAGGUGGAGAACGUGGCUCUGGAGUGGCGUCCUGGCUCAACGGGUCAGAUCCUGUCAGACCUGGACCUCACGUCCCAGAAGGACGGACGCUGGAAGAGGCUCAACACGCUGGCUCAUUACAAUGUUCGGGACAACGCCACGUUGGUUCUGUCCAGAGUUCUGCACACACAGUCAUUCCAUCAGCACCAGGACAGCCAUGAAGAGAAAAACGCCCUACUGGAGGACGAUAACACUUUCCACCUGGUGAGACCGGCGGACGAAAUGGACGAUGGGAAGUCAAAGAGAGGCAGCAUGAAGGAUAAGGCCAUGACCAAAGCCAUCACGGAGAUCUACCUGACCCGGCUGCUGUCUGUCAAGGGCACGUUGCAGCAGUUCGUGGACGACUUCUUCCGCAGUGUCCUCUGCUCGAGCUCCGUUGUCCCUCCCGCCGUCAAAUACUUCUUCGACUUCCUGGACGAGCAGGCGCUGAGACACGACAACGUGGACGAGGAGACUCUGCACAUCUGGAAGACAAACAGUUUGCCUCUGAGGUUCUGGGUGAACAUCCUGAGGAACCCCCACUUCGUGUUCGACGUCCACGUGACGGAGGUGGUGGACGCUUCACUGCACGUCAUCGGUCAAACCUUCAUAGACGCCUGCACCAAGACGGAGCACAAACUCAGCAGAGAGUCUCCCAGCAACAAGCUUCUCUAUGCAAAAGAGAUUUCCACGUACAAGAAGAUGGUGGACGAUUACUACAAAGGAAUCAGACAGAUGGUUCCAGUCAGUGACCAGGACAUGAACACACACCUCGCCGAGGUCUCCAGGCAACACACGGACACGUUGAACACCCAGGUGGCCUUACAUCAGCUCUACCAGUACGCCAGCAAGUACUACGACGUGAUCAUCCAGUCGCUGGACGAGGACCCAGCCGCCCAGAACAAACAGCUCACCCUCCGCCUCCAACAGGUCGCCGCCGCCCUGGAGAACAAGGUCACCGACCUCUGACCCCGAGGAGGGGGACAAGGUGCGAGGAGCUAUUAAUUCCAUUUGAGGACUCAAAGUAGGACGAGCUCACAGACUCUACUGAAUGUUUAAUCAUGUGAGGACUGAAGUAAAUAGGGUUAGGACUGAAUGUGAGGAGGAGGAAUGGGGAAAAUUGGACAAAUGAAGAGUGAAAUCGUCCCCAGAACGGUGGAAACGAAAGAAAGCGCACUUCCACUUGGCCUCCUAAAACCAAAUACCAAGGACGAGGACGGAGAAGGUGGGAGCUCUGUGAAAUCAAAAUUAUUUUUUUAAUGGUAUCUUAGGACGGCUCAGUUUGUGUACUCUCAUUGAUUUCUUUUUUUUUUUUGUUUGUUUGGCUUCUCUGCACUGCAACAUGUUUUUAAUUCUUGCCACGGUAGAACGUGAGUGAAAGGUUUAGUGGUUUUGGAUUAUUUGAAGAAAAUAAGUCGAGACAAUAAUUACCAGAUAUUUUCUUUUUGGUACUUUUAGCUCUUCAUGGAAAGGGCUUCAAUUUUUUUGACCACUUUGUGAAGUCGAUGAACUAUGAUGUGAGGUGAAAAUGCAUCGGAUGAAGCUCAAAUAUGAAAAAAAUAAUAAUCAACCAAUGAAAACCCACUAAGGUACACACCACUGACUGAUCAGGGGUCUCGACAGCAACGGAACUGGAGAUGGAAAAAUUCAGGGUACGAUAAAUUAAGCCCAGAAAAUUGUUUUUUUUUCUUUUUGUCUCGGUUUCAGUAUCAGAUUAGCUGCAGUAUGUGUUUCUACGCUGAUGAUACCUAGUUUUAUUUUUCUGUUUAUGUGCAGGCUUUAAGCAGAGGCUUUGCAUCACCAUAUCCACCGUGACAUUUAUCUUUUUUACUUGACUGUUACAGUCCCACUUUUUACUUUUGUAAAGUGUGUGAACAAAGUAGUCGUCGCCGCUCUGUUGCUAUGUCUUAACAAAAAACAAAAAAAUCACCACUGCCUAAUCAUGCGAUCUAAAACGCCAAACACUUUUAUUUUUUGUAGUCUGUAUAAUUUUGUUGCAUUUAUUUUCUAUUUUCCUGCUUGACUGCGCUCGCAAGAGACAAUUUACUUGCUUAAACGUCUUGUGAAGACGGAGUCGCUCCACAAACCUUUCAAAUAAAUCUGAAAAUGAAGCCGGAAAAAUUGUGGAAAUGUAUUAAAUACACUCACAGAGGCACAAUUUCUAUCGUUCAUUGAUAGAUGGAUGAAAUAACAAGCAUACUAUCAGUUUUACUGCACAUGGUUUCAUUUGGUUUGCCUGAUUUCACCAGAAAAUACAUUUAAAACAGCCAUAACAAUAAUAAUGAUAAUAAUGUCUCGUAAUAACUGAUUGUCCUCCUCUUUUUUUGUAUGGAAGAUUUAAAAAUACAGCAAAGAAAUAAAAACAAACACGCUGUAUCCGUUAAACGUGAUUGAAAUGAAAAAAGCUGUGAAAUUUUAACAUGAGGAAGAAGAAAAGGUUUUUAUGUAUUUUCUUGGUUUAUUGGAGACAGAAUCCAGUGGUGUGUGGUCGUUCUACAUCCGCCUUUGAUUUAUUUAUUUCUUUGUUUUUUUGUGUGUUUCUGCAUUUUAAAUCUUCCAUAUGAUUCAACAUAGGAAGACAUAAUCAUAGACUAAGACUACAUAAGAUUAGUGGAGGUUAUUUAAUCAGAACAAGAGUAGUCUGGUCUUUUCUUUUUUUGCUUAAACUGCUUCUGUCUGAUGUUAAAACAGGUCGAUAUUUUCAUGAAUUAUUUGUAAUUAAAACGCCAAAAACAAGGAAAUGAUAUGAUUUCUACAUGUUUCCACCAGCUUUGACAGUGAAUUAAUUGUGGACCAAAUGAUUUAUCAUCAAGGUUAAAUGUAGUUGGCAAGAUUUGAAACGAUAAUUUACCCAAAACUUCCAAAGUGCACCUUUAAAUCUUGAGCAGUGCCACCUGAAGGCUUUAUCUUUGUGUUUCCUUUCCCCUAAAUCUGCUUCGCUUCUUCUUUUCUCUCAGAUUUUCACAUUUUUGUCUUUAUUUCACAUCAUGUCUCGGGUGUAAAGUGUGAAAUCUGUUUCAUGUUCAGCAUUUUUCUUCCUUUGCCAACACUUGCUCAACUUCUGCCUUCUUUUAGUCACCUGAAUAGUGCCUUAAAGAGUAGAAGAGAGUCCAUUUGGAAGGGAAAGCCAAAAAGAUCUAAAUAAAACAUGCAUGCACGUUGGUGAUUUUCACUCAAAGAUGCUUUUAAAGCUCAAACAAAACCAUCUUUCAGUCACUGCUAUUAGUUUUUCUGCUAUUUAUAAUCCAAAAUGAACUGGAUUAAUUUGAAAACCAUUUAAAGGAUUUUGGUCCCGAUGCUAAAGAACCGUUAGCAGAGUUAUUCAACCUGUGUGUUUUUUUCUAUAAAUAUAUAUAAAAUAAAAUCUAUUUGGGAAAAAAUAUCGUUCAUGAGUUGGAGAAAAAGAUUCUGAAUGAAUGUGCUGGUACCGAUGCUUUUACCAGCGUCACAGUCUAGUGUUUCUACCGUUGUUUGUACAAAUGCGACUCUCCUUGUUGUCUAUUCUUGUAACAUCGCUGUAGAAAACAAAUGCUCUGGGUUGAAACACAACUCUGGUCUGAGCUGGACCCAAAGCCCAAGUCAGUGACUCUUCUGAGGAAGUGGAGAAGUGGGUGGAAAAUCCAGAUCAUGUGCAAAUAUCCAAUAAAAAAAGAUGUUUAUACAAA